AUGAAUGCUGAUGGCUUAUCUGAUCAGGAAAAACUAGAAAAACGUCAUUCACAUGCAGCCAAAGAAACCGAAUACUUACGUUUGAAACGAGUUAAAAUGAGUGCUGAAGCUUUCGAACCAUUAAAAGUGAUUGGACGAGGGGCUUUUGGCGAAUACGAAAACGUGACACAGGACACAUAUGCUAUGAAGAUUUUACGUAAAGAAGACAUGCUAUUACGUGAGCAAGUAGCACAUGUACGUGCCGAACGAGAUGUACUUGUUGAAGUUGAUCACACGUGGACCGUUAAAAUGUUUUAUUCAUUUCAAGAUGCAAGAAAUUUAUAUUUAAUUAUGGAAUUUCUUCCUGGUGGUGAUUUAAUGACAUUAUUAAUACAACAAGAAAUCUUCAGUGAAGAUAUGACGCAGUUUUACGUGACAGAAACAACACAAGCAAUCGAAUCAAUUCACAGACUAGGCUUUAUUCAUAGAGAUAUUAAACCAGAUAAUCUUCUACUUGAUGCAAAAGAUCAUAUAAAACUGUCAGACUUUGGCUUAUGUAAUGACUUGAAAAAAGCUCAUCGGACCGAAUUCUAUCGUGAUAUUCGAAGCAUGCGACCACAAGAUUUUACAGCUACUCCAGCUGAUUCUAAACGACGAGCUGAAACAUGGAAAAGAAAUCGUCGUGCAUUAUUGAAAGCCGAUUGGUGGUCAUUAGGUGUAAUUAUGUAUGAUGAGAUGUUAAUCGGUUAUCCGCAAUUUUGUGCUGAAAAUCCAGAAGAAACCUUUCGUAAAGUAAUGAAUUAUCGUGAAACACUUGUUUUUCCGCCAGAAUUACCCAUAUCAAAUGUGUCGACAGGUCUUAUACUUAAAUUCUGUACGGAUGCCGAUCGACGUCUAGGCUCAUUAGAUAAUAUUCGAAAUCAUCCGUUCUUUCUGGGUGUUAAUUGGGAUCAUAUACGAGAUCGACCCGCUGCAUAUCAAUCACGCGUUGAAUCCGUUGAUGAUACGUCCAAUUUCGAUGAUUUUCCUGAUGUCGAUCUUAAAUUACCAUCCCCAACAAGAGAGACUGAAGUGCAAGUUCAUGAUUGGCUUUUUAUUAAAUAUACAUAUAAAUGUUUUGAUGGUUUGGCAGCUAAACCAAAAUUUAAAAUGUCAGCACCAAUAGGUUCAUCGUCAUCAUCAACACACUGA
This is a messenger RNA of Rotaria socialis, 1170 nucleotides long. Lineage: Eukaryota; Metazoa; Rotifera; Eurotatoria; Philodinida; Philodinidae. The record is from the annotation of a GenBank genome assembly.